Somion occarium is the source of this 1053-nucleotide messenger RNA. Lineage: Eukaryota; Fungi; Basidiomycota; Agaricomycetes; Polyporales; Cerrenaceae. The record is from the annotation of a GenBank genome assembly.
AAACUACUUUCCUGUAAUUCACAUCGACUGUUCUAUCGGUCAGAUGAGCAUUCUUCGCUUUUCUCUACCACUUUUGGUGGUGUCUCUGCUCGCAAACGUUCUCUUAACUCCCUUGCGAUCUGGUAUAGAUAGUAUCCUACCACCCUCCAACAAUAUCCUACUUCUGACGGCUCAUCCUGACGACGAAUGCAUGUUCUUCGCGCCAACCAUCCUUUCUUUGACGAAAUACCAUGUGAACGAGAAAAGACCCAACUUAUAUUCUCUCUGCCUCUCUGUUGGGAACGCUGAGGGACUUGGUAAUAUAAGACGGGACGAGCUACAACGGAGUUUGGACGUACUUGGAGUUGAUCAAGGUCGAAGAUGGGUCGUCGAUCAUCCAGAACUGCCUGAUAACAUGACUGUACACUGGGACGCACAUGCCAUUGCAGAUGUCGUGAGGCCAUACAUCGUCAAAUAUAAUAUUGGCACGACAGGUGCUAACAUUCGAUCGACGAGGAAUUUCUUCGCAUCCAAACCAUUACUCUCUUCCGAACGGAAUCAUACAACUCAUCAGAGACUCUGCAUCAAACGGUGCCACACCACCCCGCCUGUUCAGCCUCAUCACAGUCCCGCUUGGUCAGAAGUACAUCGGCCCAAUUGCACCGUUGUUAGCCAAACUUGAUCUUCACGUCGCUUCCUUAUUGGAUGGCUCUACCAAGGCACAUGUGAAGAGAUUGCCAGUAUUCGUUUCGGGUGUAGAAGACUUCUGGUUGGCGAUCAAAGCCAUGCUGGAACACGAGUCGCAGAUGAUUUGGUUCCGUUGGUUGUACGUCGCGUUCUCGAGGUAUACGUGGUUGAACGAGUGGGUGGAAGUGGUCCCCACUAGCUCGAAUUUGUAACUAUAAAGGAAUAGUGACCUUCCCGCCGUAGAAAAUGGUAACGACACCUUUGCAGCCGACCUUGCGGCGUAGCUAGAUGUACACACCCUCUGAUAAAUUCCGGCCCUGGAUUCAAGUUUUUGCACAUCUCUCGUAGUUUGUUUCCGAGAAAUGGAAACAAUUGAAGGUUACUCAU